Molecule: messenger RNA, 810 nt
Organism: Oncorhynchus nerka (sockeye salmon)
Lineage: Eukaryota; Metazoa; Chordata; Actinopteri; Salmoniformes; Salmonidae
Product: hatching enzyme 1.2-like
Exons: 1
Coding region: 1-810 (269 amino acids)
Biological process (GO): proteolysis
Molecular function (GO): metalloendopeptidase activity; zinc ion binding
Source: RefSeq, a predicted model, not a curated record
AUGGCCUACCUUCUUUCUCUCUCCUUCUUCCUCCUCUUCCUAGGACUCACACAGGCCCACCCUCUCCAGCUGGAUGAGAAGGAUGAGAUGGUCUUCACAGAAGACCUAGAUGAUCUGGUGGACAUCACCACCAGGAUCCUGGAGACCAACAAUGGCACCACAGAGAUGCUGAUGGAAGGAGACGUCAUGGUCCCCAGAACCAGGACUGCCAUCAGGUGCUUGUGGUCCAACAAAUGUCUCUGGGAGAGGAAGAAGUCAGAGAACCUCGUCAAGGUUCCUUACACGCUCAGCUCAGAUUUUGACUCUUACUCCCAGGGGAAGAUCAAGUACGCCAUGAACACCUUCCACGCCAAGACCUGCGUGCGCUUCGUCCAACGUAGCAACCAGAGGGACUACCUUAGCAUCGAAAGCAGAUCCGGCUGUUCUUCAUGGGUUGGAAAAACCGGAGGUAAGCAGCUCAUAUCCCUCGAAAAAGGAGGGUGUGUUUACCACGGUACCAUCCAGCACGAGCUGCUCCACGCUCUGGGUUUCUACCACGAACAGAACAGGAGUGACCGCGACAAGUACAUCAGGAUCAACUGGGAGUAUGUUGAACGCGGGGAGGAGCCCAACUUCGACAAAGAGGACACCAACAACCUGGACAUUCCCUAUGACUACUCCUCCGUCAUGCAUUAUAAUAGAUGGUCGUUCAGCACUGUGUAUAGGAAGGAGACGAUCACUCCUAUUCCUGACGCCACUGUGCCCAUCGGACAGAGCUUGGAGAUGUCUGCGAUCGACGUUCAGAGGGUUAACAAGCUCUACAGGUGUUAA